Theobroma cacao (cacao) is the source of this 2776-nucleotide messenger RNA. The record is from RefSeq and is a predicted model, not a curated record. Lineage: Eukaryota; Viridiplantae; Streptophyta; Magnoliopsida; Malvales; Malvaceae.
UUCUUCUUCGAUGCUCACUGGGAGAAGCUGCUACCAUUUCUCCUUCCAGAAGAAGCAGCUUCUUCAAAAAUAAAUAAAUAAAUAAAAGAAGUUGGGGUUUCUAAUUUGAAAGUUUAAUAAAAUUAGAGAAAUUGGAAAACGUUAGCGAUGUAUUGUAGGGCGCGAUUUACCUCGAGGCUAGCUUCGACGACGACGACGACAGCGUCGUUGUCGCCUUCUAUGUGCAGUAGAGUUUCGUCCCCGAUUGCUUCUCAGUCUUCUGCUGCUUCUUCCGUUUCGUUCUGGAACCAGAAGUACCGGUCGUUGAGCUUCUCUUCUUCGCUCCGUUCGCUGCGGUGCUCGUUGCCGAGGUGGAGCCACGGCGUCGAUUGGAACUCGCCGGGGAGCCUUCGUGCUCAGGUUAGGAUCGCUGUUCCGGUGAUGGAGAGGUUCCGCCGGAGGAUCGCUACUAUUGCUUCUGAACAUCCUUUCAAGGGAGUGUUGACAAGUCUUCCCAGGCCUGGGGGUGGAGAGUAUGGCAGAUUCUAUAGCUUACCUGCUUUGAAUGAUCCAAGAAUUGACCGUCUGCCAUACUCAAUAAGGAUCCUUUUGGAAUCAGCUAUACGUAAUUGUGACAACUUUCAAGUCACAAAGGAUGAUGUUGAAAAGAUCGUUGAUUGGGAGAAUACAUCACCGAAGCAAGUUGAAAUCCCCUUCAACCCUGCUCGUGUUCUCUUACAGGAUUUCACUGGAGUGCCAGCUGUAGUUGACCUUGCUAGCAUGCGGGAUGCUAUGGAGAAUCUUGGCAAUGAUCCUAAGAAGAUUAAUCCUUUGGUUCCAGUAGACCUCGUUGUUGAUCAUUCAGUUCAGGUUGAUGUUGCAAGAUCUGAAAAUGCAGUACAAGCAAACAUGGAACUUGAAUUUCAGAGGAACAGAGAGAGAUUUGCUUUCCUUAAAUGGGGUUCAUCUGCUUUUCAUAAUAUGCUUGUUGUUCCUCCUGGUUCUGGAAUCGUUCAUCAGGUUAACCUGGAAUACCUUGGACGUGUUGUUUUUAACACUGAUGGAAUACUCUACCCUGAUAGUGUUGUUGGUACUGAUUCCCAUACAACUAUGAUAGAUGGGUUAGGAGUUGCUGGUUGGGGAGUUGGAGGAAUUGAAGCAGAGGCUGCAAUGCUUGGCCAGCCCAUGAGCAUGGUGUUGCCUGGUGUUGUGGGGUUCAAGCUGUCUGGGAAAUUGCGUGAUGGUGUCACAGCCACUGACUUGGUUUUGACUGUGACACAGAUGUUGAGGAAGCAUGGUGUUGUUGGCAAAUUUGUUGAGUUCUAUGGUGAGGGUAUGGCUGAAUUAUCACUGGCAGAUCGAGCCACUAUCGCAAAUAUGUCUCCUGAAUAUGGAGCAACCAUGGGCUUCUUCCCUGUAGAUCAUGUAACACUGCAGUAUCUUAAGUUAACUGGUAGAAGUGAUGAGACAGUUUCAAUCAUAGAAGCUUAUUUGCGUGCAAACAAGAUGUUUGUUGACUACAAUGAGCCUCAACAAGAAAAAGCACACUCUUCUUAUCUACAGUUGGACCUUGCUGAUGUUGAACCCUGUAUUUCAGGGCCAAAGCGGCCUCAUGACCAAGUUCCUUUGAAAGAAAUGAAGGCUGACUGGCAUGCAUGUCUUAAUAAAACUGUAGGAUUCAAGGGUUUUGCCGUGCCAAAGGAAGAGCAGAACAAAGUUGCUAAGUUCACAUUUCAUGGCCUGCCUGCUGAACUUAAGCAUGGUAGUGUUGUUAUUGCAGCUAUCACAAGUUGUACAAACAUGUCAAACCCUAGUGUCAUGCUUGGGGCUGGCCUUGUUGCUAAGAAGGCUUGUGAACUAGGUUUGGAGGUCAAGCCAUGGAUUAAAACAAGUCUUGCUCCUGGUUCUGGAGUUGUGACAAAGUAUUUGCUCCAGAGUGGGCUGCAAAAGUAUCUGAACCAGCAGGGCUUUCAUAUUGUUGGCUAUGGCUGCACAACUUGUAUUGGGAAUUCUGGAGAACUUGAUGAAACAGUUUCUUCUGCAAUUUCAGAUAAUGAUAUCAUUGCUGCAGCAGUUCUUUCUGGGAAUAGAAACUUUGAAGGCCGUGUUCAUGCACUAACAAGAGCUAACUAUCUUGCUUCACCUCCAUUAGUAGUUGCCUAUGCCCUUGCUGGCACGGUUGAUAUUGACUUUGAGAAAGAGCCCAUAGGAACAGGAAAGGAUGGUAAGAGUGUAUAUUUCAAGGAUAUAUGGCCUAGCAAUGAAGAGAUUGCACAGGUUGUUCAAUCUAGUGUGUUGCCUGAUAUGUUCAAGAGCACAUAUGCAGCUAUCACAAAGGGCAACCCUAUGUGGAAUCAGCUUUCUGUCCCUGCUUCCACUCUUUAUUCUUGGGAUCCAAACUCAACAUACAUUCAUGAACCUCCAUACUUCAAAAACAUGACUGUAGAACCACCAGGCCCACAUGGAGUGAAAGAUGCCUAUUGCUUAGUCAAUUUUGGUGACAGUAUUACUACUGAUCAUAUCUCUCCGGCAGGUAGUAUCCACAAGGAUAGCCCUGCUGCUAAGUUUCUUCUUGAGCGUGGGGUGAAUCACAAGGACUUCAAUUCUUAUGGUAGUCGUUGAGGCAAUGAUGAAGUGAUGGCAAGGGGCACAUUUGCCAAUAUCCGCAUUGUCAACAAGCUCUUGCAGGGAGAAGUUGGUCCAAAGACAAUUCACAUUCCAACAGGAGAUAAGCUUCAUGUUUAUGAUGCAGCAAUGAGGUACAAAACUGCUGGGCAAGACACUAUCAUCCUAGCUG